Enhydra lutris kenyoni (northern sea otter) is the source of this 435-nucleotide messenger RNA. It is a transcript of the gene GIP, whose product is annotated as gastric inhibitory polypeptide. Lineage: Eukaryota; Metazoa; Chordata; Mammalia; Carnivora; Mustelidae. The coding region runs from base 1 to 435 and encodes 144 amino acids. Gene Ontology annotation, molecular function: hormone activity; glucagon receptor binding. The record is from RefSeq and is a predicted model, not a curated record. Gene Ontology annotation, cellular component: extracellular region. Gene Ontology annotation, biological process: response to glucose; response to starvation; regulation of insulin secretion. The transcript has 5 exons.
AUGGUGGCCGUAAAGGUCUUCAGUCUGCUGCUGGGGUCCCUGCUCCUGGCAGUGGUGCUCGGAGAGAAGGCGGGUGGUCACUCCAGAGUCCACGCGAAGGUCAGUGGCUCCCGACCUCGAGGCCCCAGGUAUGCCGAGGGAACUUUCAUCAGCGACUACAGUAUCGCCAUGGACAAGAUCCGCCAGCAAGACUUUGUAAACUGGCUGCUGGCGCAGAAGGGGAAGAAGAACGACUGGAAACACAACAUUACCCAGAGGGAGGCCAGGGCCCUGGAGCUGGCCCAUCAAUCUGACAGGAAGGAGGAGGAGAGGGAGCAGCAGGGCUCCCUCCCCAGGAACCCCAGUGAUGAAGACUUGCUCAGGGAUUUACUGAUGCGAGAGCUGCUGGCCUGGAUGGUGGAUCAGUUGGAAGUCUGCAGGCGCAGAUUUCAGUGA